AUGGCUCUUGGUAUGACUCUCUGCUCUCUGGCUCUCAAGAAUGAUGUGUCUUUCGCAUACGAGGUACUGACUGCAAUCCCGUUCACAGCAACUGCCGCCGCUGUCGCCGCUGGUGGUUGGGCCGCAGCGUCCUAUCUCGAUGCUAAGUUCGCCAUUCGACAUGACCUCGACGCCAUCAGGAGGUUGCGAAAGGGCGCGAAAGAGUACGCCCGGCUCGUCAAGGAGGACAAGGUCGCUUUCUUCUACACUCUCGAGGAGACAUGCAAAAAGAGCUGGAACAACCGCGCCAUCUGGUCGAGAGAAGGGGGGAUCUACACCUUUGGUCAGCUGUACGAGGAGACCCUCCGAUGCGCCCAAUGGUUGAUUGAGCAAGGGGUCAAACCGGGGGAACUGGUGGCCAUGUACAUGGUCAAUUCACCGCAGUUUUUCAUCACCUGGUUCGCAUGCUCGGCCGUCGGUGCGGCCCCGGCGUUCAUCAACUACAAUCUCGAAGGGAAGGCGUUGAUGCACUGCUUGGACGUAUGUCAAACAAAGUUGUUGGUUGUCGACGAAGAUGCGGCCUGCCAAAACAGGAUCAACCAGAGCCGGGCAGAGAUUGAAGGCCGGGGCACCAAAAUCGCGGUCCUCGACGGCAACAUAAAGCAGGAGAUCGCAAUGAAACCAGCAGAGAGACCCUCUGACGACCUUCGCAAGGGCACAAAAGGCAGCUUCCCUUAUUGCCUUAUAUACACCAGUGGAACCACUGGUCUUCCCAAAGGCUGUGCCUUCACGCUACAACGGGUCUAUAGUAUGUGCGGUCACAACUCGCCACUGUGUGGAGGUAUCCCGGGGAAGGAUCAAUGGUUCAAUUCCAUGCCGUUGUAUCACGGCACAGGGUCAAUCACCACCUCUUGCGCCCUCCUACAGGGCCUCGCCGUCGCCAUCGCACCGAAAUUUUCCGUGUCACGGUUCUGGAACGACAUCCACGACUCAGAGUCCACGUUUUUUGUGUAUGUGGGCGAAACAGCUCGCUAUCUGCUCAACGCGCCGCCUCACCCGCUGGAGCGGGCACACAAGCUCCGCUGUGCCUACGGCAAUGGCCUCAGACCCGACGUGUGGGAGAAAUUCCAAACGCGCUUCAACGUCCCCGAGAUCGGCGAGUUCUUCAAUUCCACCGAAGGCAUGUUCAGUCUGCUCAACUAUGACCGGGGCCCAUACCUCAGGGGCUGUGUCGGCCACCACGGGUUGAUUCUCCGAACGAUGCUUCGCAACGUCUAUAUCCCCGUCAAGAUCGACCACGAAACGGGAGAUAUCUGGCGCGAUCCGAAGACGGGUUUCGCCAAGCGGACUCCCUACGAAGAAGGCGGCGAGAUGUUAGUCGCCGUUCCGAACAAAGAGGCAUUCCAGGGCUACUGGCGGUCCCAGGCCGCCACGGACAAGAAAUUCUGCACUGACGUAUUCAAGAAGGGUGACAUCUACUAUCGCUCCGGAGACGCUCUAAGACGCGAACCGGACGGUCGCUGGCACUUCCUCGACCGUUUGGGCGACACAUUCCGCUGGAAGUCCGAGAACGUCUCGACGGCCGAGGUGGCCCUGACGAUAGGGCAGUAUCCCGGCAUCGCCGAAGCAAACGUCUACGGCGUGCUGGUCCCCAACCACGAAGGCCGAGCAGGCUGCGCGGCCAUCCACUUGGACCCAAACCACACGGGUCCAGCGGUCAACUACAACGACCUGCUGAAAUUCACCCGCGCGCGGCUACCCCGGUAUGCGGUCCCCGUGUUUCUGCGCAUCGUCAAGGCGAGCACGCAUAUCCACAACCACAAACAGAAUAAGGUGCCGCUGCGCAAGGAAGGCGUCGACCCAGCCGCCAUCGGCAAAGAAGUGCCCGAGGGCAAGGACGACCUGUUUCUCUGGGUGCCGCCAAAAGCGGACGAAUAUGUGCCGUUCACUCCCCAGGAUUGGGACAAGUUGGUCACCGGCCAGGCCAAGUUAUAA
Molecule: messenger RNA, 1974 nt
Organism: Fonsecaea multimorphosa CBS 102226
Lineage: Eukaryota; Fungi; Ascomycota; Eurotiomycetes; Chaetothyriales; Herpotrichiellaceae
Exons: 2
Coding region: 1-1974 (657 amino acids)
Molecular function (GO): long-chain fatty acid transmembrane transporter activity; long-chain fatty acid-CoA ligase activity
Source: RefSeq, a predicted model, not a curated record